AAUUUAAAUGUUUGGUGAACUAUCCCUGUUGGAUGACAUGCGGGUUGAAGCGAGUAUAAAUCUAAAUAUUUAUUACGAUAGCUAUAUACACUUCAAUGAGAUAUUUGAAGUCCAACAGUAUGUAUUUUCAGUUGUGCUGAAUUUUAAACUAAUAGCCAAACUGUAAAUGAACCAGAUUUAGAUUAGUAAACAAUGUUACAAACAAUUUCCUGUUUUAAAGUUCUUCUCAUUUCUGCACCCCCUGCGUCACAUGGACACAAAACAGUGUUAUGUGGUUUCCUGUUUAUCAUUGUGAACUGAUCUUUCGUAUUUCUGAGGUUUGCAUUAUGUUCCAAAUGCGUGCUGGCUUCAAGCAGACCUAUUUUUAGCAUGUAUUAUUUCAAAACGCAUUGUAUCGUCACAGCUGCGUCAUUAACAACACAUCUAAACAAAUUGUAAAUACUGUACUAUAGGCUGUUUGUACUGUAACUGUACAAUUCUAAAGUAAUCCUGUAUUUAUUAUUAGGGAAAGUAAAAACAAUGAAAGUACCAAACUCCCAAAGUAUAACUCACGAGUAGCCACUCGCGUGACUGGUGUGAGUGGGUGGGCGUUUAAAAGACAGAUUUUCCUCGAGCAGAUGCUCCCGUGACCGUGAAUCACUGAAUCACGCCCCGAAACCCACCACCGCAACUUUCUUCUGUCCCCACGAACACGUUUUGUCACGCGCUUGGACUCCGCGACAUUAAAUAUUAAUAUAGCGUGGAAAUAUGACUCGCGCGAGCAGAAUCGAGUUACUCUGUGGAUGUUUCACUCGCACGGUUACUUACACGGUGUGUUUAAGGCACCAGGGCGUGGAAGUAUGCGAUCUACCUGAGCGAGAUUGUUCCACCUGUAGGUCACAGGAUGCCGGUGCAGGCAGCUCAAUGGACCGAGUUUUUAUCCUGCCCUAUCUGCUAUAAUGAGUUUGAUGCCUGCAGCCACAAGCCAAUCAGCCUCGGCUGCUCGCACACCGUCUGCAAGACCUGCCUCCACAAACUGCACCGCAAGGCCUGUCCUUUUGACCAGACGGCUAUCAGCACUGACAUUGAUGUGCUGCCUGUCAACUGUGCCCUCCUGCAGCUGGUGGGGGUGCCGGUUCCUGAGGGAGAGGUUGUGAGUGUGGGCAAUGCUGAAGACACGAGACAUUAUGAAGUGUGCAGGAUGUGUGUGGAGGAGCUGGCGCUGUACCUCAAACCAGUCAGUGGAGGAAAAGGUGUAAUGUCGGCGAGUUCAAGUGCUCUCAGUCGGCCCAUGCAGAGGAAGCUGGUGACGCUGGUGAACUGUCAGCUGGUGGAGGAAGAGGGCCGCGUGCGGGCGGUGCGGGCCUGCAGGUCUCUGGGUGAACGAACCGUCACUGAGCUCAUCCUGCAGCACCAGAACCCACAGCAGCUCUCUGCAAACCUGUGGGCUGCAGUAAGGGCACGCGGGUGCCAGUUCCUUGGGCCUGCCAUGCAGGAGGAUGCUCUGAAGCUGGUGCUGUUGGCUCUGGAGGAUGGAUCUGCUCUGUCAAGGAAGGUUCUGGUUCUGUUUGUGGUGCAGAAACUGGAAGCGCGGUUUCCUCAGGCGUCAAAGACCAGCAUAGGGCAUGUGGUUCAGCUGCUGUAUCGAGCCUCCUGCUUUAAGGUGACCAAACGUGAUGAAGACUCGUCACUUAUGCAGCUCAAAGAAGAGUUUCGCACGUAUGAAGCCCUGCGGCGAGAACACGAUGCUCAGAUUGUUCACAUCGCGAUGGAAGCAGGACUGCGCAUUUCACCUGAGCAGUGGUCAUCUCUGCUGUACGGCGACCUCACGCACAAAUCUCACAUGCAGUCCAUCAUAGAUAAGCUUCAGUCCCCAGAAUCCUUUGCGAAGAGCGUGCAGGAGCUCACCAUAAUCCUGCAGAGAACAGGAGACCCAGCCAACCUGAACAGCCUCAGAGCUCCUCUCGAGCUGCUGGCCGGCAUCGACCACAACCCUGAUGCAGCUGCUCCAUCUUGGCCAGAGCUUGAGAGUGUGUUACUAGCCGUGAAGGUUGUUGUCCAUGGGCUUGUGGAGUUCAUCCAAAAUUUUAGCAAAAAGAGCAAUGAAAGCCCUCAGGCUCAACCCAACAGCAAGUACAAAACAAGUAUGUGCAGGGACUUACGGCAGCAAGGCGGCUGCCCGAGAGGAGCCAGCUGUACAUUUGCCCACACGCAAGAGGAGUUGGAGAAGCACAGAAUGAGAAAUAGGAAAGCUAGUGGGGCGGUGAGGCCGUUUCUGUCAGUUCCAGCAGUGAUGGCCAAAUCUUGCACCAAGGCAGGGUCAGAGGUAGGCCCCGGAGGGAUAAAGAACCAUGAGAAAGAUGCCUCAGAGGACGUGUCUCCAACUCAGCUCAUCCCUAGAGGAGGAGACCAGCAGGAGGACAAAAUGCUGCUCAGUGGUGUUAACGGAUUGCAUGUGACCAGCCUAGAACAGAAUCUUGGCAGUCACAGCCAGUCUCCUUCCAUAUCUUCAGUGAUGUCUACAGACAGACACGGGCAUGUCCAGAUGAGGGCUCACCCUGAGUACUGCUCUCAGGACCAGAGACCAUAUGAGCUGACACCCUACCCUCAGUCCACCAUUCCUCCGAAGUCAUGCAGUCCUCGCUUCCAUCGUUCCAGCAAUGUGCCCGAGUCCAUGUUACCCCCUUCAGUGGGUCCUGUGUAUCCUGAUCAGCACCCCUCUGUUCCUGCUUUAGACAGACUAGGCCCAAGUCAUUUUGGGCCGCCCUCUGCCUACUCCUCUCAUGGCAUGUACACCCCUGUUUACGACAGCCGGCGCGUGUGGAGGCCACCGCUGUAUCCCAGGGAUGGAGGAAGGAGUAACUCUCUCCCUCUAGAGGUUUUUCGAUCCACUGUUUAUCAGCCACCGCUCCGGGAGCGAUACAACUCUCUAGACAGUCCAUACUGCAGCACGACGGAGCAGAGAGCCACUAUGCACAGGGACGCAUACACUCGUGUUGAUGAACUCUAUCGACACAAACAGGAACACUGGGUACAUCACCACAGCAAUGUGAACCGGGCAUCCCAGUCAUCCCCAGUCUUCACUGUGGACAUGUGUCCAGAGCAUCCCGAGGGUGUAGGUGGUGGGCGUAUGACUUGCAAGUGUCAUGGUGGAGAAGAGAGUCUUGCCCACUACUCGCCCUGGUCGUGCAGCACCAUCAGCCCAUUUGAGUCAGAGCCCCAUCAUUUGCCAACCCACUCCUGUUCCAAACAUCUAGAAGAGGAGAGUGGUGGCAAACGGUGGUUGCAUGUGUUGGAACCAUACAGACGACUGAAAGAAGAAGAUCCCAUUAUUCCUUUUGGAGAAGGGCCCAUCAUCUCCAAAUGGGGAGCCAUUUCACGCGCUUCUCGCACCGGUUUUCACACCACUGACCCGGUCCAGGCCACAGCAUCACAGGGGUGCACCGGUACCACCUCCAUCAACUUCAGAGACUAUGGCUGUCAUAUUGGUCACAGUGACCUUAGAUGGGGCCCACGCAGUUCUGAUUCCUCCACUCACUCCAGCUUUUUAGAAAGCGAUCAUCUGGCAGUUUCUGGACUGCAUGCAAGACGAACUUCCUUCAGCAGUGGGACAAAGCAGGGCUUGGAUCUGAUGGGGAAGGAUGAGACAGAGAAUGAAACUGACAGGGAUAUUGAGCUGGAGCUGUCUGCUUUGGACAUCGAGGACACAGAGACACACGACUGCAACUCGGAGGACACAAUGGAAAUGCAAAGCCGCUCCCAAAGCAGCCACCUCUCUACAGUCUUUAGUGAUCCAGCAUCCAGUUCACAGUUAGAAAAUGACCUGCCUGACAGAAUGGAUGCUAACCUUAUGAAAAAAAUGGCAUUCAGAAACACCCUCUCACCUGGAGGUCUGAGUAUGAGGAAGAUACCGAUAAGAACGUGUUCACCCAGGCUUGGAGAUUCCCGGCGCCCCAGUCCAGGACCUGAAAUGCUGCUAAAUGGUACCUGAAUUGGGGUGGACGGAACAUCCCUCCUUGUCUUCUAAUGCCAUGGGGUCAUGCCAAGAAUCCACCAUCCUCCUUAGGUAGAAGGUAGAGUUGUCCUUAUAGGAGUCAAUCAAGGCAGCGAGUCGCAGCCAAAAAAGCCUUCUGUAUUUAUGUGUUCUCUUCAUAAGAGCUAGCUAUGCCCUGUAAUUGUAAUCACUCAUCAUCUGUUCGGAGUUGGUUUGUUUUUCUUAAUCACUGCUUGUGGAUGAAUGUUCAUGUUGAGUCACAACUCCACCUCAGGUAACUCUUGAUGUCAGCCAAUCAGAACUUGGUCCAAGCCAGGAAAACAAUUUCCCAUGUUCCCUAAUUCUGUACAAAAGUGACGGUUUUCACUAGCUUUUAGCACACUGAGGAAACUAUAAUCUACGGUAUUAUGACUAUAUAGCGGAAUCUUCCAAUAUAUAUCACGAAUAACCAUGGUGCUUGGAAUCUGUAGUUCUUGCAUUAUUGUUAAUAUUACCGCAGUGUUAGCCACUGAAAUGUUAUGUGCAUGAAUUGUUUGUUGGGGAUCAUUGUUUGAAACAUUCAUUGACCGUUGUUUAAAUGUGUUUGUGUGUGUAUGUGUGUAUGGAUUGUGGUAGAUGUCUAAUAUCUCUAAGAGACAUUUUACAGGCAGUCAGUCAAAACGUGUUUUCUUCACAAACUAAAGUGAAACAGUUCGUUAAAAAAUGAAAAUUCUUUACUUUAGUCAUUCCAAACUUAUGAUCCUGUGAAGUGGCCCAAUGUGCCAUUUCCAAACGUUAUGAAGUUCUUUGUGAGGAAUUUAAGUCAAGACCCUAAAAAUCUUUCAUUGUAGCUGUGAAAUCUGUUGUGUUCAUCUGUUCAAAUUCAGAUGUUUAUUAUCAAAAACUCAUCAAAACUUAUUGCAUCAAUUUUGUUGUCAUUACUUAUUUAGUCAUACUCCACGUGUUCCAAACCUGUUUGAGUUCCAUUCUUCUGUUGUGCACAAAGAAAGAUCUACUCAAUUCUUGGGGAAAAUAAGCCAGCCUUUGACUUGAGUAAAGGGAAAGAAUAUUCAUUUUUGAGUGAAUCGUCCUUUUAAGUUAAGACUCAAAAGUGAAACAAGUGUUGAGUUGGGACAGAGACCAGUCGAGACUAAGACGUUCUGAGACACAAUUUUUGAGUCAAGAAUGUGACCAGAAGAGAGACUUGUUUUGAGUCAAGAUAACCAGCAUAUGCAUCAGGCUAAAGCAGUGGUUUUAAACCAUCUGCCACAUUCUGUCUUUAUAUUUUGCACUCAAAAGUGCUGUGAGUGAUGGCAUUUUGGAUUUUGUCUUUCCAAUGUAGUGGUUCUUGUAAAACACUUCUCAAAAUACCUUAAAUG
Molecule: messenger RNA, 5331 nt
Organism: Danio rerio (zebrafish)
Lineage: Eukaryota; Metazoa; Chordata; Actinopteri; Cypriniformes; Danionidae
Source: RefSeq, a predicted model, not a curated record